Messenger RNA from Pomacea canaliculata, 4347 nucleotides. Its product is annotated as ankyrin and armadillo repeat-containing protein-like. The record is from RefSeq and is a predicted model, not a curated record. NCBI's taxonomy places the organism in Eukaryota, Metazoa, Mollusca, Gastropoda, Architaenioglossa, Ampullariidae. Gene Ontology annotation, molecular function: protein binding.
CCGAGAGAAACAAAACAGAGUAAUGUCCCUUGUAACAUUAUCCGCGCCUCUGACGCGACCUCUGACCUGCGAAGCAGCCGAUCGUGAAAGUGGGUGCAUGGAGACGGCAUAGCCGCGUGGUUCAUUGGUCUUAGCAACCAUUGAAUCGGUCUUGUGGGUCUGAACUAGGGUCUCACGAACUCUCCAACAGAGUGACUAACACCUGGCGCCGAGGACAGAACCAAGAGGACUGGACUAGAAAUCUGAAGAAGGGCAACUUGUGACAUUGAGUGCGCGCGACAUUGAAGAGGGAAACGGUGUCGCUAUUGAAAAGGGCCGUGUGCAAAUGAAGGCCUGGCCACUGAACGUGCCACUUGUUUAGUAAACAACAACCCUGCAAUCGAAUCAUGAAGCAUGAAGUUAACAGAACUCUGAACCAUCGUCAGGCCACAGGUCCGUGACGGCCAACGAGCUUUGUUUCUGCGAGGGUUUAAGGUGAUCAUGUCGGACCUGGAUUUGCUGUCAGACGAACUGCUAUGUCUGCUGUUUGAUGUCGACGAGUAUGCUUUGCUGUCCUCGGCUUUAAUGACCAAUGCUAGAGAGGCGACCCCUGCAAGAGGCUGCCUAGAUGUAAAGGAUCAAGAGCAAGGCGCACGGAUACAUCAUCAUGAACGACACCGACGAGAAAGGCUGGAGCCACAUUCACCACUGCGCCUACCGAGGCUACGUCAAGUCCUUAGAGCGCUUCGUGGAGGGCGACCCGGAGUCACUCGAGCUGCAGACGACAGAUGACCAAGCCAACACGCCCUUCCUUCUCGCGGUAGCCUCUGGCAACCAGGACAUGGUGGCCUGUCUAAUCAAUCUGGGAGCAAAGGUGGAUGCGAUCAACUCGCAGAACCAUGGCGCCGUGGAGAUAUGCGCACUCAAGCAUCACAUCUCGCUGCUGCGCUACUUCCUCUCGCUGGCGCUCGACAAGCUUCCUGUCUGGAAGAACCUCCUCAAAAUGCUCGGCUCCGACAUGGAGGAGGACGCUGUUGCAGCAGGAACUUGCCUGAAAACUCUUACAGACCCCACUGAUGGCGUGAUUAACUCAGAUUGGGAACCAGUCUACUCCCAUGGCAUCGUGCCGGUUAUCAGCAAAGUGGUCAAAUCCGCCAUCACUGACGACUGCAAAGUCCCUGCCAUCCAAUGCUUACUCAAUAUGUUGGAGAGACCGGAAGUGCAGGAGCAAGUAGUCAGCAGUGGAGGGUUGCCAGCUUUUAUUAAGCUGCUCAAAUCUAACAACAACUUCGUAGUUCAGCUUUCAGCUACGGUGGUCAAGGAGCUGACCAAGAACAGAGAAUACUCGGAGAUGGCCGUCCAGAACAGUGCCAUCCAAAGCCUGCAGAGAGUACUUCAGUUUGUGAAUGACCCGGAAGUGCUUGUACCCUCUGUAGAGGCUGUGACCAACAUCGCGUCGUCCGGAAGCAAGAUGGCAGCCACAAUUGGCAGCACAGCAGGUUGCAUUGGGGCUAUUGUAAGUGUGUUCAACUCCGCAAACACUCCAAACUUGCUGUUGGCCUUGACCAAUGCCGUGGCAGCCUUAGCCGGCUCACGCGAGAACCAAACUGCCCUCGCUAACGAGGGCGUGACCCAGCAUAUAUUCAACGUAAUACUGACACAGGCCCGCCACAGGGAGGUUCAGGAGAGCGGGGUGGAGGCAGUUCACAGCCUGGCGGAGAACAACACUGUGGUGCAGAGGGACUUUCUGGACAAAGGCGCUGACCGGCUUUUGAUGCAGUUGCUGAAACGGCGCAGCGCGAGUCGCUUGCAGGAGAAGACGGCGCGUGCGCUGUGGGCCUUGGCUGGCGACGACAUCAACGAAAAGCGCGAGAUGGCAGCAGGCAUCGGCGUGCAGACGCUCAUCGAGUUCGUCAGCUCCAUGUCCGCCAGCCUCCACCUCAUCGGCUCAGAAGGGCUUGGCGCAUUGGCACAGGGACCAAAGAGCCAGCAGUCACAGAUCGCCACAGCCAAUGGGAUUCAACCUAUGGUGCGACUGCUGAAAGCCGAGAGCGAGGCCCUCGUGCUGAGUGUGAUCCGCUGUCUCAGGUACCUGUCCGUUGGCGUGGGCAACGUGCCGCAUCACAAGAACCAGAGCACCGUCUCGGGGUCACGCGGGGUCAAGCUGCUGGUGGCCCUCAUGGUUCACUCGUAUAGCGAGGAGGUGCAGGUGGAGUCUGCUUACACUUUGGGCUGCAUCGCGCUUGGUAACAGCGACACGAUGGAGGAGAUCCACAACCACCCGGACUUCAGCUACGUGCGAAUCCUCAAGAUGAUGUACGCAGCAGACAGCAGGGUGCGCGUGCUCGCCGGGUCAGCCCUGGCGGCUUUCGCCUACAACAGCAUCCAGCAGCAGCGAGAGAUCGCGGACCAUGGCGGGGUCAGGUUCCACUGCUUUGUGCCCUUUCUGCGGUCCGACAACGAGGAAUACAGGUGCAACGCUGCGUAUCAGGUUGUGGUCCUGGCACGAAUCAUUCCAGACGAGGAGCAGGCUGUCUCAUCUGCGGUGGGUAUAAAGCUGCUGGUCGACAUCCUGCAGGAGUCGCGCAACGACAACAUCCUGGCAACAGCCGCUGACUACAUCGCUUGCCUGGCCCACACCAGGGCAGGUGUUCCCUCGGCCAUUGUGUCUGUCAAUGCCAUCGAGUUUCUGUGCGACAUGUUGCUCAACCAGUCGGAACAAGUCAGGGGCAACUCCGCAAUCGCCUUGAGUUAUCUCUCUUUCAACCAUGCCGGCGAGAGGCAGCUCCUGAACAGAUGCCGUAAUGACCCCUACCUCAUGCAGGUCAUGAAAUUCUACACCAAGAGGAGCAAACUCUCCCCAUCGUUUGUGGAAGGAUGGAAACAUUGUAAGAAAGUUGGAUUGCCUCCCAUUCCUGACGGGCGACCCUCCCUGGUGCGAGCCAGACCGCCCAAGGAGGACUUGCUGCCGGUGGCCAUGCUGGGCAUGGAGGACGCGCACUGGCCGCCGUCGCGCCUGAGUGAAGAGGGACAAGCGACAGGGCGCACCUCCCAGGCGUCACGGACCUCGCACCUGUCACGCGGCUCGCGCCGGUCACGCGCCUCGCGCCAGUCACGUGGCUCGUUCCAGUCCGGACUGACCCUGCAGGCCACACAGCUGUCACUGGACACGCGAGGGACGCAAAGCUCCUUGCAGGACAUGGUACUGGUGGACGAAGCGUGAGAUGGACCACUCACCUUGGCCAUUUCUUCAUCAUCAAAGGCACUAUCAACUGGACAAGCAUUGGGGAAAGACAAAAUUCAAGACUAAAUCCCUAAAAUGUCUUCUGCUGCUGCCAGCAGUCAUAUCCGACGAGAAGCGUUUAUUUCAUUUUUUUUUAAAGGUUCAUGACCAGCCGCCUAGCCUUUACUCCACUCCCCAACCGUCCUCACCACUCGGCGGAGACACUGCCGUAUCAAACGCAAGCAACCAACCAUGCAAGUUGAUCAGCUGAACGAUACCUGACCCUCUGUGGAAUAACACUGACCAGCUGUGGGAUGACCCUUGACCAGCUGUGGGAAAUUAAUUCAAAGCUCUGCGUUUGACCAGCUGUUGGGCGAUUUUUGGCCAGCUGUGUGUUACUCUGCUCUUCUGUGUACACAGCUGAUGUUAACGAUGAAAUCUUCACACCAGUUGUUCACCUCUCAAGUGACAAGACUGGACAAGCUUGCACGGAUAGUCCAGGCUGCAUAAUCGCAUCGAAUGUCUGAGACAAUCACAGUUCUCUCUUACUGCGUUUCUGAGUUUUUAUAAUUAUUCAGAUUGUUCUUUCGAGAAAAUCUGUUUGUACUGUAACUACUACAACGAAAGUGACUGCUUGUGUUUGUGGGUGUAUUUUUUUAAAAGCAAGUGUUGUCUACAUGCGGGCGGGCGUACCUGUAUAGGUGCAUUUAUGAAUGUGUGAAGGAGUAUGCGAGAGUGUGUCUGGUGUUGUUAUCCUUCGGUGAACCCUGUAAAAUGUAAUUAAAAUAUUCAGACUGCUAACUCUUGGUCUUCAUUCCUCUGUUGUAACAAAACUAUACUCUCUCCCUCUCUCUCUCACACACACACACUCAGAGGUUGUGAAAAAGUCAUGUGAUAUUAUUGUGCAUCUGUGAUGUCGGCUCCGAUAAUAUCUAAGACCUUUACUUGGGAAGUAGUUUGUUUUACACAUCAAAUUCAUUGUCCAAAAAGUCUUUAUGUUAAGCAGGGGCAUUAAGCACCAUUAAUACCAGUUAAGCAGGAAGGCACUCAAAACCAACUACAAAUCCAACUAACUUUUGUAUUUCCAAUAUUUUACUAUGCUGGGAUGGUUGCACUGAUGUACAAAUAAAGCUUUGAAGAUGAAA